GGGGCACGCGCUUUGACCCGCUUUAUCUGUCGCGCUGCGCGUUGCUACGAGCAGACGCCGUCGGCGCAGGCGCUCACAGCCUUAGCGCGCUAGCCGGAGCAUCCCUGCGACUCGCAAGGUCGGUCUAUCCAAGCCAAGGUCUCGUCGGGCUCCCCACGCCGCCAAGAUGCCCCGCGCCAAACAAAAGAAAGCGUCAUGCUCUUUAACGGAGGUCGUCUUCGUCCUUGUAUUAUUAGCCUGUGGUUUCAUGAUCGGCUUCGUCGGCUCUCAUACAUCGUCGGAAGAGGACGCGCCGGUAAGACUAAGGCAGCACCCCGCCAUUCCCCCCAGACACAUCGCGGAGCAGCACUCAAGCGGUCCAUUGAACGCCUCGAUGUGGGGGCACAUCCCACAACCUUUUGAGGGCUACGCGUCAAAGUGCGGCCCGACACCCGAGGAGGGAUACCCAAAAACAGCACCCAUAGCUGAUAUAAUAAAAAACUGGAACCCCGACGCGGGCAAGUGGACUCCAUCACACAUGUACGAGAGCGUUUGUAGAUUUGACUAUGCGACUGAUUUGGACAAAGCCAUCGCUUACAGGGAUGCGGAAGUCCCUUUCCAGUUGUACAACGUGCCGUCCAUGAACGCCGUCGCGCGAGCCUGGAGUGACCCGGCGCACUUAAGAAGAAAAUUGGGAGCCACCACAAAGUACAAGUGCGAGGCGAGCAACCCGGGAGGGGAAGCGAAUUUUGGGGCCAACCACUUCAUGUAUACGAAUGGGAGAUCGUCGAGAAAUCCUCCGAUAAAAAACGUCCAGCUGUCCUGGGACGACUGGCUCCGCAAGAUCGACGAGGCCGUCAACACGAGCGUGUUGGAGCCGAACUCGCGGUUCUACUUCCGGUUCUCCGCGUCGUCGCCGUCGGACGCGCGGUCGGGCUGGCUCUUCAAGGAGCUGCCGUUCUUUCAGCCGAAACCAAAUGUGUUCUUCAAGGACCCGCGCGCGCAACGAGGCAUUCACUGUCGGUUCGGCAUGGAGGGCAUCGUGGCGGAAGCGCACUGGGACGGCUCUAGGAAUACGAUCGCCCAGUUCUAUGGGAGAAGGAGAUAUGUAUUGGUAGACCCCGACCACACGUGCGACAUGUACCUGCUGGCCAAGAACCACCCGUCCGGCAGACAUAGUAAGGUGGACUGGUCGAAUCCGGACUCAUGGGAGAAGUUCCCGGACUUUCCGACGAUGCCCGCGCACGAGGUCGUCCAGCGCCCCGGCGAUUUCCUCUACCUGCCGACCUAUUACUUGCACUACAUCGUGAGCAUCGACACGAACUACCAGUGCAACACGCGGAGCGGGCGCGACGAUAGGCAAUUGAAGGUCGUAAACAAGUGCACGCCCGGCUUCGAGAAGCAGGCGUCUCCGCCGCGCCGCGGAAAGAAGCCGUGGCCGAGCCGGGGGAAGUUCUAGUAAGGGUCGUUGUGACGAA
Molecule: messenger RNA, 1457 nt
Organism: Pelagomonas calceolata
Lineage: Eukaryota; Pelagophyceae; Pelagomonadales; Pelagomonadaceae
Source: the annotation of a GenBank genome assembly